AUGGGCAAUAAUUGCUUUGGCUUUAAGAAAUGGCCGAUUCUGAUGCGGCCUCUGCCCACCCUGAUUAUCCUCCCUGCCCUCAUGCCCCGGAACAAGAACAAAGACUGCUGCAUUGUGCUUGGCACCGCUGGCAUGGGCAAGAGCGUGUCAGUGCGGAGGUGGGUGCGUGGCAACUUUCGCGAUGCGUAUCUGCCAACCAUCGCAGAUACCGACUGCCAUGUACUGAGCUCCAACCACGGCGUCGGGGCGCUGUACAGCACCGAAGCCACCGGCAGACCCCGCUACCCGGGUCUGCAGCGCCUCGCCGUUGCUAGGGGCCCUGCUGUCUUCCUGGUUUACUCCGCCACCAAGAAGCAAACCCUGGAGAAGCUGAAGCCUUUCUAUAAGCUGAUCUACAAAGUCAAAGACAACACCUUGCAUAAAUACCCUAUCGUUUUGGCGGACAGCAAAUGCCAAGAAAGCCGCUGGGAGUCCACAGUAAGUGCUGCCUGCGCGUUGGAGUGGAAUUGUGCCUUCUUGGAGACCUCCGCUGAGACGGAUAUCUGUGUGCAGGAGAUAUUUCACACGCUGCCGAACCAGGAGAAGACGUCUGCCGCCUGCCUUCACCAUCCCCAGAAGAAAUCCCUGAUGCCGGAGACCGCGGAGAAGCUGCUUAAUACGUACAUCGUUCUGACAAGACCAUGCAGAAUGCCUCCAGGUCAGAGCUGCCAAAAGGAUCUAGUACAGGAGCCCCUGACCGCAAUGGAGGACCCGACGCCCAGGCCGCAGCUCGGCUUCACGCGCUGGCGUUCUCCCGUUCGGGGACUGCCCUGCGCCCUGCUUUCAGUUGGUCGACCUGAGUGGCUUUGA
Molecule: messenger RNA, 849 nt
Organism: Lontra canadensis (Northern American river otter)
Lineage: Eukaryota; Metazoa; Chordata; Mammalia; Carnivora; Mustelidae
Gene: DIRAS3
Product: DIRAS family GTPase 3
Molecular function (GO): GTP binding; GTPase activity
Source: RefSeq, a predicted model, not a curated record